ACGACGACGUUGUCAAAUCUCGCCCAUGCUUCCUCAGCGUAAUCCAGACAAAUUCUCAGUCAACUAUCUACCUGUAAGAGAAAAUCCUCAAACCUACGCUAAACACACUGAAACAGAGAGAAUAAAAUCAUAAAAAAACCAUGGCCAGCUUCUUGUAUAUUACGUUGAUAACGUUGCUAGCCACCGCUUCCGCCGUUAAAAGCUGUCCUCCUUCUGACCGCGCUGCUCUGCUGGCCUUCAAAGCAGCUCUCCACGAGCCUUACUUGGGCAUCUUCAAUUCUUGGAAGGGCAUCGAUUGCUGCCAUAAAUGGUACGGCGUCAGCUGCGACCCAGAGACCCACAAGGUCGCCGAUAUAAACCUCCGGGGUGAAUCCGAAGACCCCAUCUUUGAAAAAGCCGGAAGGUCCGGUUACAUGACUGGUACAAUCUCCCCUUCCAUCUGUAAGCUAGAGCGCCUCUCGAGUCUCACAAUCGCAGAUUGGAAAGGAAUCUCCGGGGAGAUCCCCCGGUGCAUCACUGCACUUCCGUUUCUAAGGAUUCUUGAUUUGAUUGGUAACCGGAUCUCCGGUGAUCUUCCUGCUGACAUAGGGCGGUUACAGAGAUUAACCGUGCUAAAUGUCGCUGACAAUCUUAUAUCCGGUGAGAUACCACGUUCUUUGACGAAUCUUUCCAGUUUAAUGCACCUGGAUUUGCGUAGCAACCGAAUUUCUGGUCCACUUCCUCGAAAUUUCGGACGUCUCAGGAUGUUGAGCCGCGCUUUGCUUAGCAACAAUUAUAUAAGUGGUCCAAUACCGAGUUCCAUUUCGAACAUAUACCGCCUCGCUGAUCUGGAUCUUUCAUUGAACAAACUGUCAGGGGCUAUACCACCUUCUCUUGGUAGAAUGGCGGUUUUAGCGACACUAAAUCUGGACGCUAACAAGCUUUCAGGGGUGAUACCAUCAAGCUUGUUUAAUUCAGGUAUUAGCAAUUUGAAUCUGAGCAAGAACGCAUUCGAAGGAUAUAUACCGGAUGUUUUCAGCUCAGGCUCCUACUUUACAGUUCUUGAUUUAUCGUACAAUAAUUUUCGGGGACCAAUACCGAAAUCUUUGUCGGCGGCAUCGUAUAUCGGACACUUGGAUCUGAGUCACAACCAUCUGUGUGGGAAAAUUCCAGGAGGCUCUCCGUUCGAUCAUCUUGAAGCGUCGUCGUUUGCUUAUAAUGAUUGCCUUUGCGGAAAACCACUUAGAGCUUGCUAGAUAAACGCCUUGGCCGAUGUGGUAAUAUGUUUGCUUUAAGAGAUUGAUUAUAUUUGUGCUUAGUUAUGUUAUUAUGGGAAUUAAGAUUUCAUGCAAGUAGUUUUGCAUGAGGUUUAAUAUAGUAAUUGAAAUUCCAACUUCAA
Molecule: messenger RNA, 1378 nt
Organism: Manihot esculenta (cassava)
Lineage: Eukaryota; Viridiplantae; Streptophyta; Magnoliopsida; Malpighiales; Euphorbiaceae
Product: DNA damage-repair/toleration protein DRT100
Exons: 2
Coding region: 141-1235 (364 amino acids)
Molecular function (GO): protein binding
Source: RefSeq, a predicted model, not a curated record